AUUUGACAAAUUUUCUGCUUAGCUUGAGGGAAAGCCUUUCCUUCACCCUAACUUUAAUGGGAACAUUCUUUCCUUCACUUUACCUCUAUUGAGAAGGAAAGUGUUUUUCACGCCCUGCAAACAGCGCUUAGCCAAAUCCUUCCCACUCUCUCUUACCUAAUCAUAACUCAACUUUCUCUAGCAGAAUCUUGAAGGAGUUGUCAAGAACAGAAGCAAACAAGAAAGAAAACCUCAAAGCCACAAACCAAAGCUUCUCUCUUUGGUAGGUGUGGCAGGAACAAGAAGAAGAAAUUUCAUAAGCAGCUUGGUAGAAACAUGGAUAACAUGCUUUGUGAUGAGCUGCUCCAAGAAAUUUUUUCAAGACUAGCCUCAAAAUCGUCACCAUCGCCACCAUCUUCACAAGCUUUAUCGGUUUCUUUGGUCUCCAAGCGGUGGCUCCGCCUGUACCGUGCUUCCAAAACAUCUAUAUCUCUUAGACUUACACCUGAAAAUUCCACAAUUCAAUCUUUGCCCUCUCUUCUUUCCCACUACCCUUUUCUUUCGUCUCUUUCUCUCGUCUUCUCCUCUGACCCCACCUUAACAACCACCAAUUCAAUCACCACAGCUUUCAAUGACCAUCUUCUCAUUAUAGUCUCCACUUUUUGCUCCAAGCUUAAGCAUCUCAGGUUCUUGGCUGGUCCUGUCUCUCUUUCUUCUCUCGUUUCUCUUUCUAAUACAUGUGCCCUUCUCACUUCUCUCACUAUUGUUCUGUCUAGGCCUCUCUUCUUCAGCUGGGUUACUUAUUUUUCUAAUUUAAAGGAGUUAUCUAUCUAUGUAUCAGAUAGUAAUGGAAUUGUGGAUGAAUUUUAUAGCAAUAGGGAAUCUGAUUUGUGUUUAAAUCAAGAAAUUGAUGCAGAGUUGGGUUUGGAGAGUCUUUAUUUAUCAGGGAUUAUAAGAGAUGAUUCUGGUUUCGGUUGGCUAUGGAGGAGCUGCAAAAAGCUGAAGAAAUUGCAGCUAAAGAGCUGCGAAGGUAUUGGUGAUGGAGGGUCUUUCUUAUCAUUUAUCAGGUGCUUGAAGGGUCUCCAAGAACUGGAGCUUAGGACUUGCAGGAGUAUAGUUGAUGGGGUUCUAUUAAGAUUGGCAGAGAAUUGUGAUUCUUUGAAUUCUCUAUUGGUUUAUGAUGGUGGCAGCAGAGAAGGUUUGCUUCAUUUUAUUAACAAUUGCAGUUGUAAUCUGCAAAAACUUGACCUUCGAUUACCUUUAGACCUAAACAAUGAUCAUCUCUCAGCAAUUGCAGUGAAUUUCAGGGGUCUCUCAACUGUCAGGCUUCAGAGUUGUUGUUUAGUUACUGGUGAAGGGCUAAAGGCUCUUGGAAUUGCCAUGAGUUCAGAGCUCAAAGAAUUGGCACUGAUAAAUUGUGAUGUGGUUGAAAGGGAAUCAGGAUUGCUUGCCACGCUAGGCCAGCACUUGAGGCAACUAAGGAAAUUAGACUUGUCUCAUAAUGAAUCUUUGCACGAUAAGGAGUUCAUUUCAAUGCUGGUUUCUUGCAAUAAUCUGACUGAAUUGAGAUUAAGAGGGUGCAAAAGACUUACUAGUGUAGCAAUUCUUUCAAUGUUUAAGAGUUGCAAGAGAUUGGAAAGUGUUGAUAUCUUGCAUUGUUGCGGGAUUGAGGCUGAGGCUAUUGAGUCAUUUGUUCUCAAUUCGCCGCGAUUGAGAAGAAUGCAGGUUGAAGAAAGCAAGGUUUCUGAUGUUGCAAGGACAUGGGCAUCACAUAAGUUCAUUGAGAUUCUUGCUUAGUUCAUGAAUUAAAGGGGGAAAAAAUAAGUUAACUUUGAGUAUAUAUUUAUAUAUCACAGAAUUCUUCUUUGUUUGCUGUAAAUGUUUCUGCUGUAGCAUAGAAAUUAAGAGCUGAAUAAUCAAGUUUGCAAAUAGAUGUUGAAUACUAAAUAAAAUGAUCAUUUAACAUUGAA
Messenger RNA from Hevea brasiliensis (rubber tree), 1949 nucleotides. RefSeq names its product F-box/LRR-repeat protein 3. The record is from RefSeq and is a predicted model, not a curated record. Gene Ontology annotation, molecular function: protein binding. Gene Ontology annotation, biological process: SCF-dependent proteasomal ubiquitin-dependent protein catabolic process. The transcript has a single exon. The coding region runs from base 316 to 1776 and encodes 486 amino acids. NCBI's taxonomy places the organism in Eukaryota, Viridiplantae, Streptophyta, Magnoliopsida, Malpighiales, Euphorbiaceae. Gene Ontology annotation, cellular component: SCF ubiquitin ligase complex.